Periconia digitata is the source of this 1857-nucleotide messenger RNA. The record is from the annotation of a GenBank genome assembly. NCBI's taxonomy places the organism in Eukaryota, Fungi, Ascomycota, Dothideomycetes, Pleosporales, Periconiaceae.
CCGAUCAAGCGCAUGGAUCCUGGCAAGAUUGACGCGCUCGAAGAAUGCAUUGCGAGGGCAAUUCAGGAACAUCUUGCAGCCGGUACUUUGGACUGGCCGCAGCUUGCUGGCCUUGAUCAUCCGGUACUAAGAGUCGAAGCUUUUCUGGAAGAUGCAGGUCAUAGUGCUGGCUCUACUCAAACCAAGAAAGUAGCAUCGCGGAGCGUGGACCUAGCUGGGCUGAUGACCCCUACUUCUUUACAAUCACGUAGUCCUGUUGCUUUGGCUGAACAUGAAUCUGUCUCUACACGUCAACGCGUGCUCGCGACUGACAAUGUUCUCGAAGAAGCUCCUGUCGGGCUCGAUGACGCAGUGGUUCAGGAUCAAGAUAGCCCUGGAGGCUCACGGCGUAAAGGCACAGGUGGGCUACGCAUCUCACAGUCCCAGGCUUACCAGGAAGAUAUGAGCGAGCAUCAACGCCGAAUGGCCUUGGACAAUCGGACGUUCCCCAAGCGACGCAAGAUCGUCUCCGAAAAGCUUGUGUUUCAACCAUCCACGCUGGACAAGCUGAUCAUCGGAAUUUGGGAGCAAAUUCAUGGGACAUUGAAUCUCGAUCCUCGCGCCAUAUCUGAACAGUUUCAAAUCGCUCCUGCAGUCGAGACAGAUGCUGCUGAAGGUCGUAUCGAAUCCAAUGGGGAUCAGCUGGUAAUCACCACAUCAAUGACCAGCAACACGUUCAGCAACAUGAACGUCUUCUGCCGGAAAGUGACCCAGGCGAGUCGUGUGUCUAGAUCUAUCGAGAUCAUCGUACAGGCACGUUGGACAGAAUUUUUCGACGAACAAGUUCAGCUUCGUAUUGCAGAAACACCACAGGUAUCCCCUACGAAACAUCGAAAGGCGGUGUUUAUGGAGGCGUGUCAAGACUUUGGCUGGUCCGAGAAGGAGCUGCGAAAUAAAAUGGCCAUCUGGAAAGGGUACAAAGAGGUCAAAGACGCGGCUGGAUGGGUCGCGCUCGUCUUCACUGGGAUGGGAAUAUAUCGCUUCUGCAAGUAUCGCGUUGAGUUUGAGCCAGACGCAAUGCGGCGGCUUCAGAACCUGCGGAAGAGACUGGAAGUCGGAGCAGAUACGCUGCACCCGAAUUGGAGAAAAAUCCUGUCGAUUGUUGGAGUGUCAUGUCGAAACGAAUACAAGGGACAUCCGCAUGAUUGGGUUGUUUUCGAGGACGGAAGAGACCCCGUGUCGUUACAGUCGACGUAUCUCGAGCAGGAUGCUUACUUCAAUUUCGAACAAAUUGAAGAAUCCAUCAUUGACGAACGCGUGUGGGGAUGCGAAGAUCCGAGGUGGAUCAUGCAGCCACAAAAUGCAGUCGUGCGAGCUGAGGGGGGUUACAUUUGCGCGGUAUGUUCGUUUCAGCAAUCAGACGAUCCCCGUGUCAACGCGUGCAAUUGUUUCCCCAGACUAUUUGGCUGCCUCAAACGCACUCCGCCGCCAGUUCAGAUCUACCGCACCCACAAUGGGAAGAACAAUGGUCUGCAAGCCCUUGUGCCGUUCGAGCGAGGAGCAGCAAUCGGAGAAUUUGUAGGGCUAGUGACGAAAGGUGUCAGGCAUCUAGACGUCAUGGAUGGAUCUACAGCAACAGCCAACUAUCAGAUAUGGCAAGGGCGACAAGGAAACUUUACACGCUUCAUCAACCACUCAUGCAAAGCGAACUCUCAGCUUUCACACUUUACGUGGCUCGAUACGCAGCGCAUCGUGCUCGUGAGCAAAGGCAUUGAGGCGGGGACAGAGAUUACGGUGGAUUACGGUGAUAGGUACUGGGCUGGGCUAGAUAAAAUCUGUCUCUGUGGGGAGUCUUGCUGUAGAUAUAGGAGAAGGUAG